Megalops cyprinoides (Indo-Pacific tarpon) is the source of this 3438-nucleotide messenger RNA. RefSeq names its product adhesion G-protein coupled receptor D2. Gene Ontology annotation, biological process: cell surface receptor signaling pathway; adenylate cyclase-activating G protein-coupled receptor signaling pathway. Bases 129 to 3392 code for a protein of 1087 amino acids. Gene Ontology annotation, molecular function: G protein-coupled receptor activity. The transcript is spliced from 25 exons. Gene Ontology annotation, cellular component: membrane. NCBI's taxonomy places the organism in Eukaryota, Metazoa, Chordata, Actinopteri, Elopiformes, Megalopidae. The record is from RefSeq and is a predicted model, not a curated record.
CGAACGUAAAACUUUUGAGAAGGGGAUUUAUGAAGAUGGUAAAACUUGCAUGGAUGCAACCGAUAUGAAGAGGACUCAUAAAAACUUGACUGAUUGCAGCUCGUGAAAGAUCAACCACGCGCAGGAAGAUGCAAUGGUUUAAAAUAAUCUACCCCAAUUUUAUUAUCUGGUUUCAUCACUGUACUGCUAAAGAUUCGACGCAAACAUUACAAAGAAGGACCCUUUCCGCAUACGAUGAAUCGUAUUACGAAUACGUGCCCGACCGCCUGCAGUGGCGCGAUGCCUGGCGACUCUGCCAGCAAAAGUCAGGAGUCCUGGCCACAGCGUCCAACACGUUGGAGAAGGUGGAACUGACCAACUUUUUUCAGUCACUGAACAUUACACAGCCGGUCUGGAUAGAAGGGAGUGUUACGACUCACAAAAAUGGUGCCUUUGAGUUCUUCAUUCUCGAGUUCUCGGGCAGAACUAACAGGAAACAUGCCCGCCUGCUGCAGCAGUUCCCUAACAUGCAGUCCGUGACUGUUUGCACUCACGUCCAGUUUGAUCCAAGUUGCUAUGGAAUUUCCACUGUGUUCUCUUAUUCCAUACCGUCAUUUAUUAAUGAGUUCCAGCUUCGAGCCAACAUAGUCCAAGGGGAACCCGUCCAGCUUGCUCUGAUGGUACACGGCUCACACGGACCCUUCGCGGUGGCCUUUGAAAAUGAUGGCCUCUGGCACUUUGCGUGCGUUAGCUGGACCAGGGACGGUGGCAAGUGGGUCAUCACUGCGGACGGGCAGAAUGUGGGCCAGGGGGACAGCAUCUAUCUCUCAGACAUCGGCCGCGACGGCCUGUUCAUCAUCGGCCAGGAGCAGGACACGUUUGGCGGCUCCUUCAAGAGUGACGAAUCCUUCUCAGGGAACAUUACGGGGCUUCACAUUUGGGACCGGGUGUUGAAUGCCACUGAAAUCCAGUCCAUGGAAAAAGAGUGCUCACUGAUUUCUGCCGGAUUGUUUUUUAAGUGGAACUCCUCAGCACUGCGCGUGGAGCCGUCCCUGAGGAGACACUGGGGAAACUCCCCUUGUCAAGGGAACAGAAGUGAACAGGACAGCCAAGAGUUAUUACAUUGGAUUGAUGAGGGUUUACCAUCUUAUGACAACUUCUCCUCAGAACAAAUUUUUGUGCCAGAUAAUGGAGAAUGUGUGACCUUUGACCCCUUGAGCAGCAGCUGGGACUUGGAUCAAUGUGUGAAACUAAAGGGAGCAGUCUGUCAGUUUGACAAAGAAAAUCUGCAACCGUUUUUUGCCUUUCCCAAGACGUCUUUUUUUACCAAAGUUGGCAAAGACCCUCUGUCCAAACCUGAAAUGGAGGAGUAUCAGUUCAACAAAACGCCUGAUGGUGACCUUCCCAUAUUGAGCAACUUUCUGAGUGUCCUGCUAAGGGUUCUAGAGGCAAACCCAGACAUCCUCACGCCCAUCGAUGUGCGUUACCUGGCGCAGCUCAUAGAGCUUGCUGCCCAAGUGCCGAUCCAUUCCACAGAAAACUCCUCUCAGGUAGUCUUGUCCUUUGCAACGGACUAUCUAAAACUGGCCAGUGAAAUAAUUGACCCCAAAAUGGCUGGCCAAUGGGUGGACCUAACAGAAGAUGGGGUGUCUCUUGGGCCAUUCAACAUUGUGGAAAACAUUGACAAAGUAACUGGAGCUCUGGCAGAUGUCUUGUCUGCGGAGGGCAAAAGCUUCACACUUUCGACGAAAAACAUAGAUGUACACCUGGAGCCCCGGAAGCUUUCCCAGCCAAGCUGUAGCUGCGCGUACAAACCCUCCAUUUUCGGCAGCCAGGCCAGCAGUCAGGACGAGAUCCUCAUCCCAGACACAGAGGUAUACAGGCUGCACUCCCUUGGUUAUAAGGAGGUCAUGUUCAUCCAUGUGUACUACAGCCAUCUCAUGGAGAUCCAAUCAAAAAUGCAGCGAAUGCCUUCAGCAGAGGGUCACAAAGAAGGCAGUAGUUUGCACACAGGUAGACUUGCUACUGCUGUCAUAUCUGCUACAGUCAGAGAUUUUUCACGGGGCCAGAAUAUUCCAGUCGCUGUUCAUUAUACCUUAUCCUCUUCAGACCUGGUGGAGUCCUCUUGGCUUGUUAUGCCUGUUUGUGUGUUUUGGAAUUUCAGCCUGAUGUCUGGACAUCAGGGUGGAUGGUCAAGUGAAGGGUGCCAAGUGGCAUAUUCAGGAUCUGCAGUCACUUCCUGCUUUUGCAACCAUACAACCAACUUUGCAGUUCUGAUGAAUUAUUUGGGGUCCAAGUGGAGCCCCGAGGAGGAGAGUGUUUUGACUAAGCUGACGUUCAUCGGGUCUGGAGCCUCGCUCUGUGCGUUAGUGGUGACCUUGAUGCUGUUUACUGUGCUUGACAUUCCAAAAUCUGACCGGAUGUCAAUCCAUAAGAAUCUGUUCAUUGCCCUGGCAGCUGCUCAGAUAGUGCUUCUCUGCAGUGGAUCAGCAGCCAGCAAUAAGGUGGCCUGCACGCUAGUGGCGGCACUCCUGCACCUGUUUUUCAUGGCUGCGUUCAGCUGGAUGUUGGUGGAGGGUCUGCUGCUCUGGAGUAAAGUGGUGACCGUUAACCUGAGUGAAGACAGACACAUGAAGUACUACUAUCUGAUAGGCUGGGGUCUUCCAGUUCUGAUAGUUACCAUCACGCUGGCCUCCACUGCAGGGAAGUACUCGGCGGAUGGCCACUGCUGGCUGAGUGUGCAGAACGGGGUCAUCUGGGGCUUUGCGGGCCCAGUCAUUUUCAUCAUGAUGGUCAACAUCAUGGUCCUCACGCGGGUGGUGGUCAUCACCAUAUCCACGGCCAAGAGGAGGUCCAUCAUGCUGGCGGUCAACAGCAGCCCCAUAGAGCAGGCUUACGAACAGACCCGGGCUGCGGUGAAGGCGGUGUUGGUGUUGUUACCGAUCCUGGGCCUCACCUGGCUCUGCGGGGUGCUGGUGCCUUUCUCCAUAGUCAUCGCCUACAUCUUUGUCGUCCUGAACUCACUGCAGGGUCUCUUCAUCUUCCUGAUAUAUGGGGUGUACAACACAGAGGUUCGAAGCACAAUCAACAGAAUCAAAGAAAGAAGAAGAGCUCUGAACUUCUCGAACUGCGCCAGCUCCAGACCCUCCAGCUCAGUGACCAGUUCCCGGCCCGCCAGCUCUCCAGGGCCAGGGCUCCAGGGCCACAGCCAGGAGGAGGGAGGGCAGAGGCCCUGCCUGGGCCACCUCAGCUCCUGCUCCACCCCCCUCGACACAGCCAGUGUGCUGUAUGAGAGCUCCUGCCAUUCCAGCAAGAGACAGCUGUCAAUCCCCAGUGUGGAUGGGAGUCAGGAGGAAGACUGUCCCAGCCCUGCCACUGGUGUUAUCAUACCUAGACAGUUGGAAAGUGUGUAAAGCUCCGCUGCGGACGUCAGACCAGACCAGCAAGCUUCAGGUGGCC